AUGACAGCCACAACUUUAAAUGUAUCAACUGCCGUUACUAGUUCCAUGCCAAACCCAAGUCCCCUUUCUCUUUCGUCAUCAGUGAUAAAAUCUUUAGUUGUAGAUGAUAACAUAUUAACCGGAAAAAUCCUCACAAAAAUUUUGGAAAAGGAAUUUAAUCAUGAAGUGACGUGCGUUAUAAGUGGUAAUGAUGCUUUACAAAAAUUAUCCAAUGAGAAUUUUGAUCUUAUUUUCAUGGAUAUUGAUAUGCCUUUGCUAAAUGGCAUUGAAACUUGUAUUAAAAUUCGUAAUACUACAAUUGUUUUGGAAGAAAAUAGAAAUAUACCAAUUAUCGCUUAUACCACAAAUCAAUGGGAAGAAAGUUUUAACCAAGCUGGCAUGAAUGGAUACAUUGGUAAACCUGUAUCACCCGAAAAAGUUCAGGCCGAACUUGAAAGAAUUAAACUGGAACGAUUAUCAUACAUUAUGAAGAUUUAA
Messenger RNA from Funneliformis mosseae, 477 nucleotides. NCBI's taxonomy places the organism in Eukaryota, Fungi, Glomeromycota, Glomeromycetes, Glomerales, Glomeraceae. The record is from the annotation of a GenBank genome assembly.